Molecule: messenger RNA, 4785 nt
Organism: Diorhabda carinulata
Lineage: Eukaryota; Metazoa; Arthropoda; Insecta; Coleoptera; Chrysomelidae
Exons: 10
Coding region: 292-2979 (895 amino acids)
Biological process (GO): mitochondrial mRNA polyadenylation; mRNA 3'-end processing
Molecular function (GO): poly(A) RNA polymerase activity
Source: RefSeq, a predicted model, not a curated record
AAUACGUAAAUGAUAUUUCUACCUGGUGACAGGAUUUAAAGUUUAUAGAAUUUAUAAGUAUUGACAACUGUCAAUGAAAAUGACAUUUAACCAUGACUGAGAUAAGGGAUAUCAUCAUAAAAGUCAAUAGUUCUUUCUAAGGUUAUCUUCUCUAAGAAGUGGGACAAAUUUUUGUAAAUAACUAAGACAAUGUAAUUUGAUUAUAUAUAAAACAUUUCAUUGUCAUAAUUAUCAUACGUUUUUAUAAACUGUCUCAUUUUUCUAAUAUUUCACAUAGAUUCUUUGUGAAUCAUGAACGAGAACCACAUCGACGUGAAUGAUACAAUUAACUACUUAGAAACUGGAAACUACCUUUGUGAUACUAGUAUCACUACGACGAAAGUUAUAAAAAAGAUAUAUGAAUUUUGUAUGUUUUUUAAUAGUAUCGGACGAGUUGCAUUAUUGAACGCAGACCAGAAUGAAAGUCAAGAAUUGGUAAGCUUACUUCUGCAUUUAAAAAAGAACAUAAAAUGUGCAAUAUCUGAAUUGGGACAGUCUCAUACCACAAAGAAAUACAGGCUAAUGUGCCCAGAAUGUGAAGAGUUAAUUGAAGUAAAUGCAAAUACUAACAUUUGGACAGUUUUUCAACAACAUGAGCAUUUCGAAAAGUUGUAUAGCAAUUUUUUAAAUGGCACCUAUCAAAUUUCAAAUGAAUCUUCUACAGCUCAAAUUGAAUCGUUGCUUGAUGUAAGUAAAACUAGUAUUGAGGAUUCUACUUAUACUUUGGAAACAGAACAUACAGAUAGUGGAAUUGAUUAUGAAGAAACUUGUAAUGAAAGUUGUUCUCCUGAAGAAGAAGAAGAACCUCUUGGUAGUAAUACUUUUCGAUUUAAUUUCUUACCAUCCUAUGAUUCAGUUAUUGAAAAAACUCUUUAUCCAAGAAGAUUGAAAUCUUUGAACAAAUUCAAUUGUUGUAAAUUACCUACAAUUCAAAAAAUUAAUCAAUGUAAUGCUAUAUGCUUAUUAUGCAACUGUUCCUUAAGAGCCAUUAAAGCGAUUUCCAGGAAUCAGUGCUUAGAUCAUAUUGUAGGUCAACGUCAUAUGAAAGCUGCUAAUGACCCACUGCUUGUAGCUGCUCUUGAAUGUUAUCACGAAAUAUUCUGGAAUUUAGAAACUUGCUAUCAGGCACACCAGGUAUAUUUUGAACCAAAAAACACCACAACAAUAAAAUGUCAUCUGUGUUGUGUAGAUGUUCCCAUCCAAAGUACUGUUGAUCAUAUUAAUUCUGAUAUACAUAAAAAUACAGUUUUGAAGUUAUUUUUGAAAAAUAGAGUUACUGAAUUCUUUCUGCUUCACAUACAAAUUGAAGCGUAUGGAAUAAAACCAGAACCAAUUAAAAAUGAAAAGCCAAAAGUGGAAAAUGAAAAUGAAAGUUCACAAAGAAGAAUUAGAGAAAGAAGAGGAAAAACAAUUACUACAAAUCAAGAACAUGUUGAAGUAAAAGAACAUACCAUAUUAUCCAGGCCAUUUGAGUGUGUCACUUUUCAAGAUUGCAUACCACAGAGAUAUAAGGAGCAUUCAAAAUAUUUAAGAGAUAGACAUUCAUACAUAGGCUGCAACUUGUGUCAGAGAAAUUUUAACAAAAGGAUUGAAGAUGUAUUAAACCAUUUAAUGACUCCACAACAUUGGCAGUUGGCGGAUCUCAGUAAACCACAGUAUACAUUUUAUUGCGAAAUUUGUAAUAUGAAAUUUAAAGAUGAAGUUUCUUGGGGAAGACAUUUUCUUCCUGGGCAAAAUAAUCAUUCCAAAGUAUCAAAGAGUCGACUUGACAAAUUAACUGAACAUGAAUGUGUUACUUGUAAACUAGUUUUUUUCGGAGAUGAAAUAUCUAUUCUUAGACACAAAAAUGUAUCUGGAAAUUUCAGAAAGAGAGAACCGAAAGAAACGAAACUUAGCAAAGAAAUAACAAAGAUGUUUAUGAGUGCAGAAGCAAUAGAGAAAGAGGGCGAUUGUUUAGUAAGAGAAGCAAAUAAUACUGUUACGUGCCUGAAGAGAACUUUCGACUGUUGUUCUCAAAUAGAAGAAGUACUAAAAAUCAGCAUGCAGUAUUGUAAAGCCUAUCCAUUCGGUUCUAGGGUGUCGGGUCUGGGAAACGAGAAUAGUGAUUUGGAUUUAUUCAUAGAUACAGGAAACAUGUACUUUGGGGACAAAUAUCAAGAUUCCUUGUCACAAUGCGAGAUCGUUAAGAAAGUUCAUAAAAUAUUGAAUUCCCGUAGAGAUUUGUUUUCUAAAAUUCAUCAAGUACCAACAGCUAGAACGCCCAUUGUAAAACUUCAACACAUCGAGACUGGGUUAGAUUGUGAUUUAUCUUUUAGGCAUGGAUUAAGUGUAGAAAAUACGAAAUUUUUGAGAUUAUGUUUAGAUAUUCAACCAAUUACACAAGCUUUUAUUUUAAUAUUGAAAAAGUGGUCUUCUUUGAACAAUCUGGAUGAAUACAUAACUACAUACGCUCUAGCAAUGUUGGCUAUUUUUUAUUUGCAAGUGAACGAUUAUUUACUUUCAGUAAAGGAAUUGAAACGAUUAAAUCCGAAUCCAGCUCCGAUUAUUAGUGGAUGGGAAACUAUCAAAUACACCAUACCACUGAACGUUCUGAAAAAUCAUGUCAAGCAAUAUGAACAUUCACUUUCGAGACUUUUAAAAGAUUUCUUUUCAUAUUAUGCAACAUUCGAUUACCAAAGACAUACUGUAUGUCCAAUGAUGGGUCACGUCAUCAACAAAUCGCUAUUUGAGGAACCAAAACAACUGCCACCUGAGAUGAGUGCAUAUGUUAAACAAUUAAAAUCAAAACAACCGGAACAAUUUCGUUUCAUGUCACCAUUUUGUAUCCAAGAUCCAUUUGAUCUCAGUCAUAAUUUAACAAAAGCCUGCCAAAGUGUCACCGUGGGAGCUUUUAGAAAACUAUGUGAAUUAAGCUAUAAACAUUUGGAUUCUUUGAAAUAGAAAUAUUUCAUAGUUUUUAGCAUUCGAUGAAUGUACAUACAAAUUUGAUUCUUUGAAAAAACUUUUUUCAGUUGUUCAGUUUUUUAUUCCAUAAACAAUUUAUCAAGUAUUAAAAUGAUCAUUAUUUGAAAAUAUUAAUUUUAAUCUUAGGACUCUGGUUGUCAAUACUGACACCUAAUCAUUCAAAAAAAUGGUUAACUGAGCUUCAGUGAGAGGUGAAUUUUAAAUUUUUAAUUAUUUGAGUAUAUUUUCUGAGAGCAAAAUUGAUUGGAUUGAGAUUCUUCAGCAAAUCCACAUAGAUCAAAAGUAAACUUUAUUCGUUUUGAGGCCAAACACAUUUUUGCCUCAAAAUUAAGACAAACAUAUUGAUUCGUAUUUAUAUAAUAAAUUUCUAUUCAAAGAUAAAUACAUAGGCAUAUAUUUUAACUUUGAUGAAAAGGAAACACCCUAUACUGAAUGCGAUAUUACAUAUAUUUCUUUGCCCACUUUGGUCAAAUGUUUUCAGCAUUAGGUUCAUUUUUAUUUAUAAAAUUCACUGCUACAAGGUUUAUCAAAAGCGUAUUUAUGUCACAUUUUAUUCUCUCCUUUGAUGUAUUUGGUCCUACUUCUUUUGGGCUUUGAGACAAGACACUUCUACUUUUCUGUCUUCACGAUUAGUUCUUCAACUGUUAUAACUUUUUAUUUAUAAGUAAAUGCUCAAAAAUCGAAACAGUUUUAGUGAAAGUGGAGAAAUCAUCAAAAAAAGACGCAAUAAAAUGGUCUCUCCAUGUAACUACAGUCACAAAGUCAGAAGAAACGACGAUAUCCUAUAAAGGAUUUUUUCAAUAUAUACUGUUUUGAAGUGUGAAGUUCUUUUUCAAUAAUCUGUUAACUUUCGUGUUAGACUUGGAUCAAGGCCCUUAAUUUUUAUGUUGAUUUUUCUCAGAAAAAAUUAAAUAUCAUUUUAGUGUUACUGAUUAAUAAACAGCUUUAUUGCCAAUGUUGUUUAGGUCGUAUUCGUAUUGGGUGGUUUUAAUAUAUUAAGUAUUAUUUUUAUGCAUACUUUUUUGGCUAAUAUGGCACCGUUUUUUGUAAUAAACUUAUUACAAUCCGAUCAACGAUGAAUAUUUAUCUACUACAAUUUACUAGGAAUAUUUACCAGUGUGCUGGUUUCAUAUUUUAAGUAUUUACUAUUGGAUUCAUUAUGUUUAAAUAAAGUAUAAUUAUAUUUACUAAAUGUCUUUUGAAAAAUUUCCAAAUCCAAAUAUUCUCAAUUUAUAGGCUAAAAACAAAUUCUUCCAUAUGCUUCAGUAGCUUUGGAUCAGAUUUGAAUCUCAUUCCUGCACCAGCAUGUCGCGAAGCCCUUUAGAAUUUCAGAGGGCCAGGAUAUAAGUCUGGACUGUGAGCAGGCCAAACAAAUGGUGUGAUUUGGUAACUAUUCGAGCGGUGCAGUGAAAUUGACGACGCAGCGUGAAUUUAUACGACACCCGUGAGAUCACAGAUGUGUCACGCUUUAGUUCAGACACAGUUUGGUGUACAAUACGUGUGGGUAACUAGCAAGUCUUUCCUUAAUUUUUUUACGAAAAAAUGACAGAAGAAAAGUAAGGAAAUACAGAGAGCUUUAUGAUACAAAAAAUUGUGAUUAUAUGAAGACGAUACUGAAGAAUGUCAAUGUCUUGUCGGAUCAUCUCAUGUACUUCAGCAAACUGGUUUCAAUUCAAUCAGAAAUAAUUAGCAAAAUUAGUAGCAUCCAUUUUAGUUGUAGAUAAUUGUAAAUUAUCCACUGUUUUUUCUCUUGGACAGAAUAAAUUUAUUAGGUGAUUUAAA